Vanessa atalanta (red admiral) is the source of this 1570-nucleotide messenger RNA. It is a transcript of the gene ics, whose product is annotated as ras suppressor protein 1. The transcript is spliced from 6 exons. The record is from RefSeq and is a predicted model, not a curated record. Bases 14 to 874 code for a protein of 286 amino acids. NCBI's taxonomy places the organism in Eukaryota, Metazoa, Arthropoda, Insecta, Lepidoptera, Nymphalidae. Gene Ontology annotation, molecular function: protein binding.
CGUACCUGCAACAAUGAGUCAUCCUCCGCCUGUUUCCUGUAUUCCAAACACUGCCAAAAUGUCGAAAGCUAAAAAAGUAAUUGAAGAAGCGAAAGAAAUAAACAAUCCAGAAAUUGAUUUGGUGGAUAAAGGGAUUUCUAGCUUAGACGAAAUACCUGGACUAUUUAGUCUCGAAAACAUUACACGUUUAACACUGAGUCACAAUAAGCUGCAAGUCGUUCCGGCUGGACUAGCGAACCUCAUUAACUUGGAGAUUCUUAACCUUGCUAACAACCACAUCGAAGAGUUGCCAAUAAGUUUGUCAUCGUUGCCAAAACUUCGAAUUUUAAAUGUGUCGCUUAACCGGCUCUAUACUCUACCAAGAGGAUUUGGUGCUUUCCCGGUGUUGGAAAUUUUGGAUUUGACCUAUAAUAAUUUAAAAGAGCAAACUCUACCCGGAAAUUUCUUCAUGAUGGAAAGCCUCCGAGCAUUGUAUUUGGGAGAUAAUGACUUUGAAUUCCUACCACCGGAAAUCGGAAACUUAAAGAAUUUACAAAUUCUUUCAAUGAGGGAAAAUGAUUUAAUAGAAGUGCCAAAGGAGCUUGGUCAGUUGGCCCGAUUGAGGGAAUUGCAUUUACAGGGCAACCGUCUUGUUGUCUUGCCACCGGAAAUAGGUACAUUAGACCUUGCAAGUAAUAAAUCUGUGUUAAGAUUGGAAGGUAACUUCUGGGUUCCACCAAUCGAAGACCAAUUGAAGCUGGGACCUUCACAUGUACUUGACUACUUGCGUUCAGAAACAUAUAGAGUACUGUACAGUCGCCACAUGUCAGCUAAGCCGCCUCCGCCACCGCAGACACUGGACAAGAGCAAGAAAGCCAGCAGGGCUCGCUCCUAACUUCCUAGCUUAAUAUUUGUGUUUUCACUAUCAUCAUAGAGUCAUAAUUUAAGCAUAACAUUUACUAGUAUUACAGUUUUAAUCUAUACUAAUAUAUAUGCUAAUAUUAUAUUCGAAAGUAUCUAACUCUGUCUGUGUUGCUUUUUCACUGCCAAAUCACUGAAUCAAAUUUGAUAAAAUUUUGUAUGAACCAUGCUGGAACCUCAUGGAAAGAAGUAGACUACUUUUUUAUUGCUAACACCUGACAACCGAUCCCUAAAACACAAGAAAAGCUGCGGGAGACAAUUGUUAUGAAUUGUUUUAAUGCAAUGACAUGUUAAACAUUUCUCAAUUAGUAGUGAGCUGAAUAGCUCACUACAAUAAAGAGAAACAAAGUUAAUUUUGCUUUGUAACAUUAAAACAAGAUUCUUUAAAGUAUAAAUCAAGAUUGAAUCAAAGAUAUUUCAAUUUGUUAAAUGCCAAUUUUGAAAAUGAAAUGAUGCUAGUUAUUAAAAGACAAAUGGUAUAUGACAUUAAAACAGUGAGGCUAUUUGGUAAGAAACAGUAGAAUCUCGACAAAAAUUGAAAAUAAUAUUUAUUAUGAUUACAAUUUAUCAUAAUCACAAUGAUAUCAUAUAUGUGGAACUAAAAGCCAUUAAAAGAUUUUUCUUUUUCUCUCAGUUUUAAGCUUUUAAUCAUUCAUACAUAAAACUGGCA